Messenger RNA from Caenorhabditis elegans, 5393 nucleotides. RefSeq names its product Neuroglian (gene sax-7). Bases 74 to 4069 code for a protein of 1331 amino acids. The record is from RefSeq and is marked reviewed. The transcript is spliced from 17 exons. Lineage: Eukaryota; Metazoa; Nematoda; Chromadorea; Rhabditida; Rhabditidae.
CCAAUUUCAGGAUAGAAAAAGAGUAUCGAACGAAGUUCGACGCGAUUCUAGAUCACGUCGAAAGACCACCAUCAUGAGGAGCUUCAUAUUCCUCUUGUUACUCACUGGCCACAUAUCAUCAGGCAGCAUAGAUUGGUCAGCGAUCGAAACUCCUCCACAAUUUGUUCACGAUAAGAAUGCAGAUACCGUUUACUUUAAAGUCGAAAAAAGUGGAAUGAGUGAUGAAUCGGCGAAAAAUACGCCCGGUAAUCUGCUCGAACAAACGAUUCAUUGCUAUGCAAAUGGAAAUCCAAGGCCUUCAUAUCGUUGGAAAAAGGAUGGUAAGACGUUCCUGCCGUCCAUGUUUCCGGAGAAAGUUGUUCAGAAACCAGGAGAAGGAAGCCUUGUGUUCUCCCGUCUUGAUGAAUCUGAUGCCGGAUUAUAUCAAUGUGAAGCUGAAAAUUCGAAUGGAACAGCUGUUGAUCGUCCUGUCCGUGUACAAGAAACAUGGAUUCGUCAUUUCAAAACUGCGGAACCAGAAGUUGUAGUUGUCGAAGUUGGAGAUCCGUACCAAAGAAAUUGUUCUCCACCUGCUAGUAAUCCAUACGCAAGAGUUUAUUGGAUUCUUAUGGGAAAAGAACCGGGACAUUUCGAAACUAUCAGUAGUAGUCAUAUUUCUAGCAAUGAACAAGGCACAUUGUUCUUUCACUAUGUUAAUGAAACGGAUUUCAAGUCGGAUCGCUACUACACAUGUACAGCCGAGAACAUCGAACUCAAGGACUACAAGUUUGGCAAUCAGUUUAGUCUGCAAAUUACGAAUAACAAGAGACGUAGUUUGCAACAAAUGCCUCCAACAGAGCAGUACGUGAAUCAGAGUUCUCCAAUUGCUCUCCAAGGAAAUCAACACAAACUUCACUGCUUCUUCUCCGGAUAUCCAGCACCAAAACCCCGUUGGUUCCACAAUGGUCGUGAGAUCAGUGAAGAUAGUGAUGCUGCAGGAUUUCGAUUCGAAUCAUACGGUAAAACACUCGUCUUCAAUGUAACACAAGACAAGGCUGGAAAGUAUGAUUGCCGAUUUGCAACUCAACAGGAUAUUGAUCGAACAUUCAAUGUUGUAGUCGAGGCUGCUCCAUACUGGCCACUUGGACCACCACCAAAUACAAAUACAAGUGAAGGUGAAAAAGUAAUAUUCGACUGUACUACUUACGGAAAACCAACUCCAAAAGUGACAUUCUACAAGAAUGGAGUCGAAAUUGAAUCACAAAAAGAUGAUAGAUAUCUAAUUGAAGGAACAAGACUUACUAUUUUUGAUGUCAAGAAGGGAACUUAUGGUAAAGGAGAUAAUGCAGUAUAUCAGUGUAAAUCUGAGAAUAAGCAUGGAUGGCUUUGGACCAAUUUCUAUCUGAAUCUUCUUGCAUUCAAACCACAACUUCUCAUCGAUCCAGGAAAGGAAGAAGUUGAAGCAGUUGCUGGAAAAAAGGUUACACUUGAAUGUAAAUUCUUUGCAAGUCCAAAUGCAGCUGUAAAAUGGGAAGCUCCAAUGAUUUCCGGAUCAAAAGGAAAUCAGAUUCCAGCUGAUGCUUAUGGUGUUGGAAAGCUCGUGUUCAGUGAAGUGACAGCUGCUGAAGAAGGAGAAUAUGAAUGCAUUGGAACCAAUAAAUAUGGUCAAGCAACUGGUCUCAUUACACUGAAAGUUAGAAAACCAACAAUUGUUCAACCAUUCCCCCGUGUUGAAGAAGUACGAAUGGCUGGUGAAGAAAUGAGAUUAGCUUGUGAUGCAACAGCUGAUAAUCAAUUAGAAGUAAAAUAUGAAUGGCUUGUCGAUGGAAAGUCUCUACCGGAGGAUCGAAUCAGUUCGGGACACUAUAAAAUCGAUGAUGAUCAUUCUUUAGUGAUUUCUAAUCCAACUCAAGAUGAUACUGCAAAGUAUAAGUGUGUUGUGAGCACUAAAUUGGAUCAAGUUGAAAAGGAAAUCAAAAUUCAAUUUAAGGAUGUUCCUGUGGCUGUUCACUCUGCGUGGGUUCAAACUUGUGACAAGAACUCACUCACUGCAUUUAUCAAAUUCGAACACUAUGAGUCGAUUCACACAAUUGCUCCAAUAAAAGAAUUCUGGGUUCAAUAUCAAAUAGACUCAGAAACUGAAGGAUCACAAUGGAGAACUCAUCCAGUUCCAUCAGCUGCUCAUCCAAAUGAUAAGAUUGAUAAUAAUCUUAGACAUACAACUGGUGAUGCUACUGUUUCACUACAACCAUUUGGAAAAUAUGUAUUCCGUGUUAUCGCCCGUAAUUCUGUUGGUGACAGUGCUGCACGGUUAGCGAAGGAUCAAUGUGAGACACCUGCCAAACAGCCGGAUAAAAAUCCAGAUGAAGUAGCAGCAAAGGGAACAAGUCCAGAAAACAUUAUUGUUCAAUGGAAACCAAUGUCCAGAGAGGAAUGGAAUGGAGCUGAUUUCCAUUAUGUUGUGAAGUAUCGGCCGAAGGAUGAAGAUCAAAGAGUCGGAGAUUGGAAAGAAGUAGCAGUAGAAGAUCCAUUUGCUGAUAGAGUAACUGUUAAUUUGGAUGAUGAAAAGGAUGUUAAACCAUUCCAACCCUAUGAAGUUCAAGUUCAAGCCGUCAAUAGUGAAGGAAGAACCAAUGUUGUACCUGAGACUGUUGAAGGACGGACUGGAGAAGGUGUUCCAAGCAGUAUUCCAAGUGGUCUCCGUGUUCUUGAAAAGAGUGGAACAACUGUUACACUUGCAUGGAAUGGUGUUGAUCCACAAACUGCCAACGGAAACUUCACCGGAUACAAGAUCACAUAUUGGGUUGAUGAAGCAGAUCAAGACUCGGACGAUUCAUCAGAAGAUGACGAAGAUGAUGAGAAAAGAAAGUUCAGAUGGAAGAGAUCAAUUCGUGUGAAGAGACAAUCUGGAAUUCGGAAGACUGUUGUAUUUGGUCCAAGUGCAACUCAAGGAACUCUUACAGAUCUGAAGCCAGCUACAUUGAAUCAUGCUUACAUCCAAGUCACAAAUGGUGCUCAUGAAGGAUCAGCUAGUGAUACAAUUGAUUUCCAAACUGAUGAAGGAGUUCCCUCACCAGUUCGAUCCCUUCGCGCAUAUCCAAUGAACUCAAAAGUCGGUGGUGAAAAGGGAGUCGUUGUUCUUGUAUGGAAAAAGCCACGGCAGACUAACGGAAAGUUGGCACGAUAUGAGGUGGAGUACUGUAAAACUCAAAACGGGAAACUCGUCGAAAAAUCGUGUCCUCGGAAACAAAUCGAUGCGGAUUCAAAAGAGAUUCGAAUUACUGGACUCGAAAAUGAGACACCAUACAGAUUUAUUUUACGAGCACAUACAUCGGCAGGAGAAGGUGAUCCAAAUUCUUCGGAUGCUACCACUCUGCCAGAAACAACUGCUGCUGGAGUGGACCCUGGAGUGCCUAGCCUCGUUGAAAAUGCAAUUGGAGACAAGUAUUUCAAUGUUUCGUUCCGCCCUGCCAAGUAUGAUGAUGAAUCUCGUGCUCCUGUUGGAAAUACAUAUGAAGUUCAGUACAAACCACAAGAUGCUGAUGAAUGGGAGACUGUGAAGCCGGCUGAUGAUGGACUUACCGUACAUGUCGAUGGCCUGAGCCCAGGAACGAAAUACGAUGUUCGUGUUGCUGCUCUUCAAGUUGAUCCAGAAGGCGGUGAAACGACGAAAACGUUGUCUGGAAUCUCAAAAAUCACGACGACGGGAACGAGUUCUCGUGAAAGAAAUGUCUAUCUUUUGAUUCUCCUCUUGCUGAUCCUUCUUCUGCUGCUCAUUAUUUGCUGCAUCUGCUGUGUUGUCUGCCGUCAACGUGGACAAAACUAUCCAGUAUCACAGCGUGAGCGUGAGCAAGGAAGAGAACCGAUUCUUGGAAAACCAGACUACAAAACCGAUGAUGAUGAAAAGCGAUCAUUGACGGGCUCCAAAGCCGAAUCAGAAACUGACAGUAUGGCACAAUACGGAGACACAGAUCCAGGAGUCUUCACUGAAGAUGGAUCAUUUAUUGCUGUUUCAGGUCAAUACGUUCCACAAAAGAGCUUGAUGCCGGCCGAACGGCCCGAGAAAGGAUCAACGUCGACGUUUGUCUAGAAGACUAUCCACGUGUUCCUUCUUUUUCAUUUUAUUACACGAAAUUGCUUGAGCUUAUUUAUUUAUGUGUACUUUCAUUCUCAUCUGUUUCCAUUUUUUCCAUGAUAUCUUGUAGUAUUUCUGUAACUCCACAAUCCCCCACAUCCUCCUGUUUCAUUUCUUCCCGGUUGGAAGAAUGAUUUGUGCUUCCUUGUGCAAAUGCAUUCAUGCCACAGAACCAAUACCAUUCGUCACCUUAUGCGGGUAACUCAUCCCCUUCUUCUUCACACAAAAUUGUUAUUCUUGAAGCAUAUACCGCCAGAAGCGAAAAUUCAUGUGUUUAUCCAUUUUCUAUGUUUUAUUCUUCCAUCAUCAAAAUCCCAUCCCAUCUUUCUUCAAAUCUUCAGAUUCCAAAUCUCGAAGUUCUUAUCACAAAUUUUAUACACACACAACUCGUUUUCUAUUUUUCAAUUGAGUGCGCUUUCUUCUUUUUUUUAUGUUCUUGUUUCAUUUUCUCCCCACUUUUCUCCUUUCUUCCCGAGUCGCAUCAUUCUGAUCUAUCGUACCACAAUCUUCUCUAGAUUUCAGUUGUGAUUUUUUCAUCUUUCUGUAAACCACUCUCUCAUUUAUCUUCUCUCAUUUUCAUCCCAGUAAUAUGCGGAUAACCAUGUGGGUAGUGACUUUUUGUUUUUCAUCUUCUGAACAAAAUCCUUGAGUUGUUUGCAAACUAUCGCUUUAAAUGUUUCUUUUUUUCUUCCAAAUUCUUUCUUUCUUCUCCCCCCAUCAUUGCCUAAAUCAUCCCCCGCCUUGGGUUUGUUAUAGAAGAGCACAGCUUUUCCGUCUUUCUUUUGGCUUUUGAAGAGGGCACAGAAUAAUUUGUAAGAAAAUGGUGGUUUUGAACUAAAUAUUUAUAAUUUUUCGAAAAAUGCGUACUUUUUUGUGAACUUUCAGUUCAUGUUUUGUAUUUCCAAAUUCAUCACAUUGACGUUUGCCAGAGCUUUUACCAAAGAAAAACCACAUUAACUAAGUAAGCCUUAUCAUGUUUCAAACAUAGGUUUUAGUCUUAGACUUAUAGAGUUAGAUUCGAGGAUAAGCUCUGGUAGGAGUAAUGCAAAAUUAAAUUAAUACAAGAAUUCAAAACACUCUUCUUCUGAACAAUUUCCUCCUGUCCCCCUUCACUUACCAUUUCAACACAAAUUUCAAACAAUCAAUCGAAGAAACCAAACACUUUUUCAUUUUUAUAUAUGCAAAGGCAUUAUGCAAGUUUUAAUAAAGAAUUAAAAUCAAAUUCAGUAGUUAAAAACAAAUAGUUGUGUCAAGCCGUCGUCUCUUGCAGUGAAUUCAA